UUUUUUUAAAUGCAGGUAUAAUUUAAAAUUCAGUUCAAAAGUUAUAUCGAUUAUAUAAACAUAUUCAGGAUUUUUACUUCAAUCGUAGAAUUUGCGUAUUUUAAAUCACGGCGUAAAAAUGCCGGCUACGACAAAGAGAGACUUUAAUAAAGAUUUCGAAAGAAGACUAAAGAAUUUUAAAUUUAGCGCCACAAAGCCAAAAAUAACUGAAUGGGAACGAACAAAUAUUGUGAACGAUGUAUACGAUAUUGAAAUGCAACAACGAUUUAAAUCGUUAGAAGAACGAUUAAUGUUUCGAAUGGAGGUAUGGAUCGAUGUGUGUCGAAUCGAAACGAUACGGGACGGUGCAUUAACGAGUGGUGCUGGUAAAUUUCAUAGUGCGAAACGUUUUCGAAAACAGGACGGAAAAUUAAUAAAAGUACGUUCGUUUAGUUUAGGUAAAUUUUCAGCUAAAUCUGUGGAUGAUGUCCGCGAUAUAAAAAAUACAUCUCAGAAGGAGAACCAACAUGAACAAAAAGAUCUACCUGGCCCUCUCAAAAAGAAGGUCCCCAAAGAAAGAGCGCUGAAUAUGUCUCCUGCUUAUAGCACCAGCGAUUUACUAGAACGGCGGCACCGAGAACCUGAACAGGUAUUUAACGAUGUUACGACAAAGUACGCUACGGCACCGAAACGGAAAUUUCGAUUCUUUCUUUUUGGUGGCAGUAAGAAAGAUACUAUUAAAAAAGAAAAGAAUAAACGAAAACAAAACAGUAAGGAAGACAAUACUGACAAUAAAAACGGUGCGGAAAACAACAACUUAUCGGGUAAUCACCGGGUAACCGGGACACGCCCUUCUUUAUUCGACAUGGAAUCUUUACGCGGUAGUGUUUCCGAAAUAACUAAAUUAUCCAUCAACGCAGACGGUUAUGAAGAACACGAAUACGACCCAAAUCAAAAAGUAAAGAAGGGUUCUGGGGCGAGAUAUCAUACAGUUGCGGGGAUACCAAGUCAGGAAACUUUAUUCAAAAGUCCGCACAACGAUUCGUUCCGUACAAAGAAACAUCAAGUCCACACGCCUGCUGCGCUACAAGGACCGCUUUUUUAUAACCCGCAGCGAAAGGAAGCCGAGCUUGGUCAAAUAUAAAAGAGAAAUAAUGAAAGUAUAACAUAAAUUAAAAAAUAGCAAAGCCUUAUUGACCCUAUAAUGAUUUUACAUGAAUAAGAAUACGAUUGGAAAUUUUGAUCUGCUUUUUAGGUAAAAAAAUUAUCUUAUCCAGUGAAACUUGUUAGGGUAGGAUUGUUGCAAAUUUACUCAAAGUUUAGUACUGGGAAAAAUUCAAUUUGCAAAAUGCUUUACUGGUGGCAUAGUUAAAGUAUAUUUAAGGUAUGAGGUAAGAAUAGUCCGACUCGUGAAACUGCUUGCUUGCUUGUUGCUAGAAAAUAUUGUAAUAAUUUUAUUACGGACUCUAAAAAAUAUUUUUUGAAAAUCUGUAUUUCAAUUUUAUCCCCAGAGUUUCCUUUUGCAUUCUCAAGAUUAAUAUAUUAAUUGAUAUAUUAAUGCGACGUAGGAUAGUUUACUUUUAAAACAAACUUCCUAUAGGCAUUGCUACAAUCUUGGGCAAUUUAUAAAACGCUGGAAGAACACUAACAUCUCUUCAGGCAACAUAUUAAAAAAAAACUUUCAAAAGGCAGCCGAACAUUAAAAGCAUUAACAUUUGCACCACAAUUUAGCCUAAAGUUUGAUCGUUUUUGUUGUAAAAACUUUAUGGCAGAUAAAGUAUAGUAAUUUUUAUACACUAAAACUUUCUGCUCUUCACCUUUUCAACAUUUCGUUGCUAUUUUGAAACAGAUCUUAAAAGUUUUGGAAAUUGUAUUUGCGCCAGAUAUUUUAAAAGUUGUCGCCAUUUUAAACAUUCGCUGUUAUCUUACAGAUAAACUUCCUACCCAGGUAUUCUUUAAUAGUUAAUUGUUAGUUAAUUGUAUUUAUAAAAGAAAUUAAUAAUUUAAAUAUUUAUUUGUUUUUAUAUGCAAGACGAUAACGAAAAGAACAAACGCACACAAA
Hydractinia symbiolongicarpus is the source of this 2041-nucleotide messenger RNA. RefSeq lists its product as uncharacterized. Bases 119 to 1123 code for a protein of 334 amino acids. The transcript has 2 exons. The record is from RefSeq and is a predicted model, not a curated record. Lineage: Eukaryota; Metazoa; Cnidaria; Hydrozoa; Anthoathecata; Hydractiniidae.